CUAUAACGGCCAAGACCAGCAAGCCCUGCAACAGAUUAUAACAUCUUUAUCUUAUUGCUUAGUUUUGAGGGGCGCCACACGCAUAUUUGAGCACUUGUAGCAGCCAUGGGAGAGCGUAAAGUGCUCAACAAGUACUACCCGCCGGACUUCGACCCGGCCAAGCUGCCCAGGGGCAAGCGGCGGGAGACGAAUGAGAUGAAAGUGCGCAUGAUGCUUCCCAUGUCCGUGCGCUGCAAGACAUGCGGCACAUUCAUGUACAAGGGCACCAAGUUCAACACGCGCAAGGAGGACGUAAUGGGGGAGAACUAUCUGGGCAUCCAGAUCUUCCGGUUCUACUACCGGUGUAAAAAGUGCUCGGCAGAGUUCUGUAUGAAGACGGACCCCAAGAACGCAGACUACGUGCUGGAAGGCGGCGCAUCUCGGAAUUACGAGCCAUGGCGUGACGAGGAAGCGACGAAAGCAGAAGCAGUAAAAGCGCGAGAAGAGGAGGAGAUGGGCAAUGCCAUGAAGGCCCUGGAGAACCGCACGCUGGACUCCAAGCGCGAGAUGGACAUCAUGGCGGCCUUGGACGAGAUGAAGGCGCUCAACGCGCAGCACGCCAAGGUGACCACGGAGCAGGCCAUCGCGGCGCUGCACGUGGCGGCGGCGCAGCAGCACCUGGACGACGAGGACGCUGAGGACGCCGCCGCCUUCUAUCAGCUGCGGGCACAGGUGGCCACGCGGCGCCUCAGCGACAGCGAGGAGGACAGCGCGGGUGAGGGUGGCGGCGGCGCAGGCGGGCGGCCAGGGCCGGCGGCAUCGGGCCGGAGAGCGGGUGGUCUGGCCGGCGGCGGCGGCGGUAGCGGAGGCAGGGGCGUGGGCCCGUCAACGUCGGCGGCGGCAGGCGCUAGCGCAGGGGCAGGAGGUUCAGGGACAGCAGCGGCGGCGGAGCUGCAGACGCUGGACCAGAUGAAGGCUGAGGCUGAGGCGGGCGGUAAGCCCGCGAGCGGGCCGGCGGCGGGGCCAGCGGCUGCGGCAGGGUCGGCGGCGCGGUCUGCGCCGCCGGCUCCAGCACUCAAGCCCGCCAUCAAGGUGUUGGUGAAGCCGAAACCGGCGGCUGCAGCAACGGCCAAGCGGCCAGCGGAAGCGGAGGCGGGCGGGAGUGAGGGGGCAAAGAAAGCCAAGGCGGAGGAGGCCCCCGUGGGGCUCGGCUUGCUCGGCCAGUACAGCAGUGAUGAGAGUGACUCGUGAGCACUUGGGCUUUUCAACGGCACUGAUGACGUUUGCAUAUGUGUGUAUGUGUCUGAUGUUGCCGUUUGUGUGGCUGUUUCAUGUGCACAAAGCCAGGGAAGGCCUGGCAUCGCAGGACGGAACGAGGGGAAAUGAAGGGACGUAUCUUUGGACGUAUCAGCAACGGAAGGCGAAUGGCCAGCUCGUCAAAUCGAAAUGCUCGGCUGGGAACGGACGAGGUGAUUGCGAGCGAACCUUGUGGGUACGGUUCAGGGCGGGAAAGCUUGAUGGACGGGUAAGCUUGAUGGAAGACAUCCCCCGGAAGGAAUCCACUGGCAGGUUGUCGCGUCCCGGCCUCGUCCUGAUGGGGACUGAACUACUCAAAUGAGCCUUCCUUUCAUUAUUCAAGGUAGUCCGUUCACGCCACGAAGCCUCAGGGACGGAACUGCGGCGCGAGUUGCGGUCAAUGCGCAGCUUUAUCAUAAUGUCCUUCAAUACACUUAUACACUUGCGUUUCCAACUCAAGUCCAUUAUACACGAACCGCAAUACUAUUCAUCAUU
Chlamydomonas reinhardtii is the source of this 1770-nucleotide messenger RNA. RefSeq lists its product as uncharacterized. The record is from RefSeq and is a predicted model, not a curated record. Gene Ontology annotation, cellular component: U2-type catalytic step 1 spliceosome. The coding region runs from base 106 to 1230 and encodes 374 amino acids. Gene Ontology annotation, biological process: mRNA splicing, via spliceosome. NCBI's taxonomy places the organism in Eukaryota, Viridiplantae, Chlorophyta, Chlorophyceae, Chlamydomonadales, Chlamydomonadaceae. The transcript is spliced from 5 exons.